ACUGGCCGGCGCCCAGCCUCCGCUAGGGGACCCCCUCCAUGGCUUCCCACCGGGUUGUUCCAGGCCUCAGCUUCGCCGAGAAAGGCCUCACUACCUCCGACCUCCGCCUGCCCUGGGGAUGCUCCCAGCCCUGCUGCGGCAGAACGCGACGUGCUAACCGGAAUCCCUAGGCCGCCCGUCUCCUACCCAUACUUGGAGGCCCCGCUCAGACGGUCCUUAAAACAUCUGAAAGGCCGUUCCUGCCAGAGUCCCUGCUGUUACCUCAACCCCUAUUUAGUCCUAGUGGACAGCCUCGCUCACCUUCCCUGGGAUGACACUUCUGGCGGCUGAGAUGAGCGAGCCUCUCUGGACUCUGCCGCCGGGCGUGGGCUGACCUGCCUACAGCUGGGGCCUGAUAAGGCAGCAGCAAAAGGGUGGAGGGGAGGCAGUGUUGAAGCUGGGGCAAGUAAUUUUCCCUAAUUUACAGGGAAAAACCGAAAUUCAGAAAAGUUUAAUGUCACCCAGGGGCUGGAACCCAGACCUCUGGCAGCUCUCACUUUCAUGAUGCCAUUGGGCUGACUAGGCUGCAGAGGGGUUUCACCCCAACCCCAGGGCACCUCAAGUGUCCCCACCAAACCUUCCUAACACCUGUCCACUAAGUAAGGAGGCCUCUCAGGGGGCUAGCUGUACUAGGCCCUUGCAACUGACCCAUGGGACCUGAGGCCUGGCCCCUCAUGGCUCCUGUCACCAGGUCUCAGGUCAGGGUCCAGCAGGCUCUGACCUGACGUGUGGAGCCAGAGCCACCCAAUCCCGUAGGGACAGGUUUCACAACUUCCCGGAUGGGGCCGUGGUGGGUCACAGUGCAGCCUCCAGCCAGAAGGAUGGGGUGGCUCCCACUCCUGCUGCUUCUGACCCAAUGCUUAGGGGUCCCUGGGCAGCGCUCGCCAUUGAAUGACUUCCAGGUGUUCCGGGGCACAGAGCUACAGCACCUGCUACAUGCAGUGGUGCCGGGGCCUUGGCAGGAGGAUGUGGCAGAUGCUGAAGAGUGUGCUGGUCGCUGUGGGCCCUUAAUGGACUGCCGGGCCUUCCACUACAAUGUGAGCAGCCAUGGUUGCCAACUGCUGCCAUGGACUCAACACUCGCCCCACACGAGGCUGCGGCGUUCUGGGCGCUGUGACCUCUUCCAGAAGAAAGACUACAUACGGACCUGCAUCAUGAACAAUGGGGUUGGGUACCGGGGCACCAUGGCCACGACAGUGGGUGGCCUGCCCUGCCAGGCUUGGAGCCACAAGUUCCCGAAUGAUCACAAGUACACGCCCACGCUCCGGAAUGGCCUGGAAGAGAACUUCUGCCGUAACCCUGAUGGCGACCCCGGAGGUCCUUGGUGCUACACAACAGACCCUGCCGUGCGCUUCCAGAGCUGCGGCAUCAAAUCCUGCCGGGAGGCCGCGUGUGUCUGGUGCAAUGGCGAGGAUUACCGCGGCGCGGUAGACCGCACGGAGUCAGGGCGCGAGUGCCAGCGCUGGGAUCUCCAGCACCCGCACCAGCACCCCUUCGAGCCGGGUUCCUCGACCAAGGUCUGGACGACAACUAUUGCCGGAAUCCUGACGGCUCCGAGCGGCCAUGGUGCUACACUACGGAUCCGCAGAUCGAGCGAGAGUUCUGUGACCUUCCCCGCUGCGGGUCCGAGGCACAGCCCCGCCACGAGGCCACAACUGUCAGCUGCUUCCGCGGGAAGGGUGAGGGCUACCGGGGCACAGCCAAUACCACCACCGCGGGCGUACCUUGCCAGCGUUGGGACGCGCAAGUCCCGCAUCAGCACCGAUUUACGCCAGAAAAAUACGCGUGCAAAGACCUUCGGGAGAACUUCUGCCGAAACCCCGACGGCUCAGAGGCGCCCUGGUGCUUCACACUGCGGCCCGGCAUGCGCGUGGCCUUUUGCUACCAGAUCCGGCGUUGUGCGGACGACGUGCGGCCCCAGGACUGCUACCACGGCGCAGGGGAGCAGUACCGCGGCAAGGUCAGCAAGACCCGCAAGGGUGUCCAGUGCCAGCGCUGGUCCGCUGAGACGCCGCACAAGCCGCAGUUCACGUUUACCUCCGAACCGCAUGCACAACUGGAGGAGAACUUCUGCCGAAACCCAGAUGGGGAUAGCCAUGGGCCCUGGUGCUACACGAUGGACCCAGGGACCCCAUUCGACUACUGUGCCCUGCGACGCUGCGCUGAUGACCAGCCGCCAUCAAUCUUGGACCCCCCAGGUUAGGAGUUGGGCCAGUUAUGGGUCAGGCCCUCUAGCCCACCACAUCCACACAGUCUGGGUUUCAUCCAGCCCACCCCAUCCUACAGACCAGGUGCAGUUUGAGAAGUGUGGCAAGAGGGUGGAUCGGCUGGAUCAGCGUCGUUCCAAGCUGCGCGUGGUUGGGGGCCAUCCGGGCAACUCACCCUGGACAGUCAGCUUGCGUAAUCGGCAGGGCCAGCAUUUCUGCGGGGGGUCUCUAGUGAAGGAGCAGUGGAUACUGACUGCCCGGCAGUGCUUCUCCUCCUGCCAUAUGCCUCUCACGGGCUAUGAGGUAUGGUUGGGCACCCUGUUCCAGAACCCACAGCACGGAGAGCCAGGCCUACAGCGGGUCCCAGUAGCCAAGAUGGUGUGUGGGCCCUCAGGCUCCCAGCUUGUCCUGCUCAAGCUGGAGAGAUCUGUGACCCUGAACCAGCGUGUGGCCCUGAUCUGCCUGCCCCCUGAAUGGUAUGUGGUGCCUGCAGGGACCAAGUGUGAGAUUGCAGGCUGGGGUGAGACCAAAGGUACAGGUAAUGACACAGUCCUAAAUGUGGCCUGGCUGAACGUCAUCUCCAACCAGGAGUGUAAUAUCAAGCACCGAGGACGUGUGCGGGAGAGCGAGAUGUGCACUGAGGGACUGUUGGCCCCUGUGGGGGCCUGUGAGGGUGACUACGGGGGCCCACUUGCCUGCUUUACCCACAACUGCUGGGUCCUGGAAGGAAUUAUAAUCCCCAACCGAGUAUGCGCAAGGUCCCGCUGGCCAGCCGUCUUCACGCGUGUCUCUGUGUUUGUGGACUGGAUUCACAAGGUCAUGAGACUGGGUUAGGCCCAGCCUUGACCCCAUAUGCCUUGGGGAGGACAAAACUUCUUGUCAGACAUAAAGCCAUUUUUCUUCUUUA
This is a messenger RNA of Symphalangus syndactylus (siamang), 3153 nucleotides long. RefSeq names its product macrophage stimulating 1 (gene MST1). Gene Ontology annotation, biological process: proteolysis; regulation of receptor signaling pathway via JAK-STAT. Lineage: Eukaryota; Metazoa; Chordata; Mammalia; Primates; Hylobatidae. Gene Ontology annotation, molecular function: receptor tyrosine kinase binding; serine-type endopeptidase activity. The record is from RefSeq and is a predicted model, not a curated record.